This is a messenger RNA of Cercopithifilaria johnstoni, 1176 nucleotides long. NCBI's taxonomy places the organism in Eukaryota, Metazoa, Nematoda, Chromadorea, Rhabditida, Onchocercidae. The record is from the annotation of a GenBank genome assembly.
AUGUUGAACGGUUGGUUAACAAGUUUACAAUGUUGUGUGGUAAUACUUGCAAUAGUAAAUCUUUCGGGAUUAUUUCGUCAUACAAAGGCUACAUUAUCAUUAGCAAAAGAAGAUCAGGAUCAGGCUGGUUAUCGUUAUGGACGAUAUUGUACAUGGAACAAUUAUGAUCCAAGUAUUUUAAAUUUCAAAGAACGUGAUAUACCAAUCGCUUUAGUAUUUGCUAUUGAUCAUAAUUUAACACCGAUAAAGUUAAAACAAGUAUUGGAUACAUAUCAUGCUGUAGCUUGCUUAUUACCAAAUGAUUCAAAUUAUUUAUAUGCUGUCGUUUUACAUCUACCGAAAUAUCCGAAAUUAUAUUUUGGGAAACUUUUGAAUACCGAUAAAUUGCAUCAAAGUUUUGAGGAUGCUGGUCAAGCAACUAAAGGCCAUAAACAACAACGUUGGCUUAUUAAUAAAAUAAUUUUAAAUGCAACAAACUUAAUCCAUUCCAAAUAUCAAUUGGAACGAAAGAAUAAUAUCGCCGAACAAUUAAAUGAUAGUAAAAAUCGAAGUAUUUUUGAUGGAACUCGUUUGUUACUAUCCAAUUUAAUUAAUCAAUCACAAAAUGAAUUUGUCAACAAAAAGAUAAUUAAAAAAUCGCUAAUCGAAUUUUUACGCGAAAUACUAUUUGAAUCAAUUAUCGCUGAUGCGAUAUUUAGUACGGAUUUAACAGAUAAUUGGAUCAAAUAUGAUUUUGUAGAUUUUAAAAAGCGCUCACAACCAUCGGUAAUAGCAUUCGAAGGCUGGACAUGGUUGCUUAAUCUUUUACGCGUAGUGUUUUUUCUUGUUGGCGCAUUUGUUGUGAUAAUAACAACAUGCGCAUUAUGCGGUUUUACCUGUGUUUUAUCAUCAAUUGUACGUGAUGAUUAUUAUCGAAGGCGGCAAGCACGAGAGCGAGAACAAGAAUUGCGCAUUUUGCAAGAGCGUCUUCAUGAUGUUGGAAUUAAUGUUCAUUUAAAUCCAUUCAAUGAUCAGCCUGAAUUGGAGAGAGAAAUUAAUAAUGAAAUAAAUACAGCUAUCGAACAGUUAAGUGUGAUAUCAGAACCUGAUUUUACUCAAUCAAGUACCACAUCAUCAGAUAGCGAAGGAAUUCCAUCGAUAGUAUCAUCUUCAUGGCCACAAGAACAAGUAAUUUAA